Pichia membranifaciens NRRL Y-2026 is the source of this 1794-nucleotide messenger RNA. RefSeq lists its product as hypothetical. Gene Ontology annotation, biological process: calcineurin-mediated signaling; fungal-type cell wall organization. The record is from RefSeq and is a predicted model, not a curated record. The coding region runs from base 1 to 1794 and encodes 597 amino acids. Lineage: Eukaryota; Fungi; Ascomycota; Pichiomycetes; Pichiales; Pichiaceae. The transcript has a single exon. Gene Ontology annotation, molecular function: calmodulin-dependent protein phosphatase activity; calmodulin binding. Gene Ontology annotation, cellular component: calcineurin complex; cytoplasm.
AUGGCAAAGCAAGAAGAAAUCAGUAUCAAGGUAGAGAAUGCUUUGAAGAAGCUAGGUACGAGACACCAUGUCAAUACCAAGAAUUCCUCAGUAUAUGUAGGGGACACAGGAAUCGAGUACGAUACGAAGGAGAGGGUUGUGAAAAGCGUCCUUCCUCCUGUCAACAGCAUACCCAGAGAGGAGGAGCUUUUUGAUAAGGAUGGUGUUCCGGAUUACAGGUUUUUGAUGAAGCAUUUCCAAAGGGAGGGCCGGCUCCUGGAGGACCAGUUGGUGAGGAUUAUUGAGAAGGCCGAGAGUAUCAUGAAGGAAGAGCAAAACCUGUUGUACGUCGAUGUGCCGGCAACUGUUGUGGGGGACAUACACGGCCAGUUCUACGACUUGUUGGGGAUGUUUGAAAUGUGCGGCGACCCGAGUGAGACACAGUACAUCUUCUUGGGUGACUACGUCGACAGGGGCGACCGAUCAAUUGAGGUGUUGAUUUUGCUUUAUGCGAUGAAAAUCAGCCACCCUACACACAUGUGGCUGCUUCGGGGCAACCACGAGAGCAGGCGGAUGACGUCGUACUUCACGUUCCAGAAGGAGUGUCUCUGCCGGUACUCGGAGCACUUGUACAAGGCGGCCACAAGAUCGUUCAGGGCACUUCCUUUGUGCGCAGUGUUGAACCACCAGUUCUUCUGUGUGCAUGCCGGAAUCUCGAGCAGCUUGUGGGACUUGGAGGAUAUCAACGAGAAGAUCGACCGAUUUACGGAGGACUUCCCCAGCAAAGGGCUCUUCUGCGACUUGAUGUGGUCGGACCCGUCGGAGAGGUACGACGAGGAGGAUAUUGACGAAGACGACGUGAAGCGGUACUACACGUUCAACUACGAGCGCCGCUGCAGCGAUUUUUACAGCUACCGUGCGGUGGAGACGUUUUUAAAUCACAACGACUUGUUGAGUGUGGUGCGGGGCCACCAGCCGCAGGACUCCGGGUACCGGAUAUACAAGGUGAACGAGAUGACGAGUUUCCCGAGCUUGAUCACGAUCUUCUCUGCGCCGAACUACUGCGGCACCUACAACAAUAUGGCAGCCGUGUUGGUGUACAAUGGCGAGUCGUUUAACAUCAAGCAGUUCGAUUCCUACCCGGCUCCGUACUUCCUUCCGAACCAGAUGAACCUCUUCGAGUGGUCACUGCCGUUUGUGGGCGAGAAAGUGGUGGAGAUUCUUUCUGCUGUUUUGAACAUCUGCACGGAGGACGAGCUUAACAAGGACGAGAUCUCUUUGGAUCAGGAGAACAUGAGGUUGAUCCGGGAGAUCGACGAGAGCAACCGGGAUGAGACCGAAGCUGGCACCGCCGUCGACACUGACGCCGGGCCGCACAAGAGACCGAAGACGGCAUCUGCCGCCGCGGCCCACGCCGAGAAAGUGGCCGAGAACGACAGCGAGGACAAGAACACCGUUACCGGCGGCAGCCAAGUGUUGUUUGGCGAGUCUAUCCGGAAGAAGAUGCUCAUGGUCGGACGGAUGUCCCGCAUCUUGAGCCUCCUGCGGGAGGAGCGGGAGAAAAUAGACGAGCUCAAGAGCCUCAACCACGGCGAGCUGCCGAAGCGUACGUUGAUUGACGGCCGCGAGGAGCUCCACAACAAGCUCCGCUCGUUCAAGGAGGCCCGUGACAUGGAUAUCGCCAACGAAGGUCUUCCGCCGACCUCCGCAGAGAUGGCCGCCCGGGCGCAGCAGCGCUCGGAGAAGUACCAGCAGUACGUUUCCAGUGACGACGACGAUGCCGACGUCGAUCCGGCAGAGGUCGGCGACGCUUAA